Molecule: messenger RNA, 533 nt
Organism: Eleginops maclovinus (Patagonian blennie)
Lineage: Eukaryota; Metazoa; Chordata; Actinopteri; Perciformes; Eleginopidae
Exons: 4
Coding region: 127-387 (86 amino acids)
Biological process (GO): intracellular iron ion homeostasis
Cellular component (GO): cytosol; nucleus
Molecular function (GO): 2 iron, 2 sulfur cluster binding
Source: RefSeq, a predicted model, not a curated record
UACACGGCCUUUGGUAAUGAUAAGCCUUUAAGUUAGAAGCUCAGUUCACAAUUGUGAUGUAAUUGUGUUUUGUUGGGGAUAAAACGAUCGAAAUGCUAAACUGAAGGAUACCUUAACACUUCCGAAAUGGCUAUUACAGCUGAUGCGAUCCGGGAUAAACUGAUCAAGGAGCUGGCAGCAGUACACGUGGAUGUGGAGGAUACAUCCCCCAACAGAUGUGCUGCCAGCUACAAAGUCCUGGUGGUCUCCUCUCAGUUUGAGGGCAAACCACUGCUACAGAGACACAGGAUGGUCAACACGUGCCUGGCCGAGGAGCUGAAAGAGAUCCACGCUUUUGAACAGAAAACCCUCACACCAGAACAGUGGGAGAAACAGAAAGCACAAUGAUACACACAUCACACUCUCCUCUCAAGCACGCCUUAUACUUCUCUGAUAUCAUGAUAUUUAGAAAGAAAACAAGCACUGUCCAUACAUGACAAUACUAUUAUAAAUGCAAUGAAAUCUUCUGCUGGCAAUAAAACACCUGGCUUCUG